Tachysurus fulvidraco (yellow catfish) is the source of this 3704-nucleotide messenger RNA. RefSeq names its product SKI-like proto-oncogene b (gene skilb). The coding region runs from base 351 to 2381 and encodes 676 amino acids. Gene Ontology annotation, molecular function: SMAD binding; DNA-binding transcription factor activity, RNA polymerase II-specific; RNA polymerase II cis-regulatory region sequence-specific DNA binding. The record is from RefSeq and is a predicted model, not a curated record. Gene Ontology annotation, biological process: negative regulation of BMP signaling pathway. The transcript has 8 exons. Gene Ontology annotation, cellular component: nucleus. Lineage: Eukaryota; Metazoa; Chordata; Actinopteri; Siluriformes; Bagridae.
GAGACAGACAGAGCGCACACACACACACACACAGACACAGACAGAGAGAUACAGACAGAGCGCACACACACAGACUGACACGCAACCAGACAGACAGACAGACAGACAGAGCGCGCGCGCGCACACACACACACACACACACACACACACACACACACACACACACACACACACACACAGACCGUCGCACAGUAAACACCCUGUGAGACCUUGUGAUAUUUUACAUUUAACACCUUUUUUCGGUCCCGGAUGUAAAACUGGGCUUCAGAUUAAAACCCGUUCCGGAUUCAGUGGCGUUUAAACGGAGUUUUCCAAGAAGCCUUGAAGGUGAGCACAAGUUUCCUGGCACGAUGGCCAUGGUUCAGAACAACCGUGAGAGGGACCAGGCUCUGCUCAGAGUCCCAGUGAAGAGGCUGAUGCGCGAGAGGCAGAUAGAAGCAGCGCCCAUAAAGAAGCGUGUGAUGGCAGCACUUAAUUUGUCAUGCAAAAAGGCCUCUGAGUUUUCUUUGUCUUUGUCAUCAUCAAGGACUCCUGUUAUAAAGACCGAACAUGUAGAGAAGGACUCAGAGUUUCUUAACUAUCAGCACAUCUCGAAGGGACAGGAUGGACGAGACAGCGCUCUGGACCUGAGCCCGGCUUUGAGACACACUCUGGCCCAGUUUACUCUGAGCAGCCAGUGUUCUUUAGGAGGCCCUGCUGCUUUUUCUGGUCAGUUCAGCCAGGAGAAGGUGGCUCCGUCCCUCAGCCAGGCCAGCGUGGCAGUUGGGCCCUUACUGGUGCCUCCUGACAGCUCCACAGAGCUGGUGCUGUGCACGCUGGAAGGUGAAUCCAUUUCCUGCUUCUCAGUGGGUGGUGAGCUGCGUCUGUGUUUGCCUCAGGUGCUCAACACAGUGCUGCGUGACUUCUCCCUGCAGCAGAUCAACUCUGUUUGCGAUCAGCUCUAUGUCUAUUGCUCACGCUGUAAUGCUUCCCAGCUGCAUGUCCUCAAAGUGCUGGGCGUCCUCCCUGCCGGCGCGCCGUCCUGUGGCCUCAUCACCCUCACUGACGCCCAGAGGCUCUGCAACACUCUGCUCCACCCGGGCGACAACGUCCCUGCUGGCCCGCAUAAAGGCCACCGGCUCGCUGAGGAAGAGGAGCGAGAAGCCGAGGAAGCUGGAGGGUUCUGGGUGGAGCAUCAGUGCCUGGGCAAGUGCCAAGGCCUGUUCGUUCCUCGCCUCUACGCCACUCCAGGUGCUCAGUGCAUCCGAUGCUCACAGUGCCGGCGGCUUUUUUGUCCCGAACGCUUCGUCAUGCACUCGCACCGGCAGCCAGACAAGCGGACAUGUCACUGGGGCUUCGACUCCGCCAAAUGGCCAUGUUACCUACAAUUGGGCCGACGGUACCAAGGCACGGCUAAUGGGGGGAAACUGGAGCAGCUUCUGGAGACCAUGAAACUGAAGUUCAGUGGAAUUAAUCUGGACGUGAAGACGUCACAUCUGGAGACUGAUGAGGGGUUAAAUCUGUGUCCUGGUAAAGAGAAAGUGUGUGAGAGUGCUUCAGAGAGAAAGGUGGUGGCGGGGGCAGCUUUCCCGGGGUACGUGUUUGACCCAUGUGUCCUCACCAACCUGAAGGAGGAUCCCAGGCACCUCGACCUCAUGUGGCAAAGUUGGUAUCUUUACAUGCACGAUAAGCUGAAUGUCUCCAGCUCGGCCCUGGACUCUGCACAAGCUGCUGAUAAAGACGACGACACACCAAGAGCAGAGAUGCUGAAACCUGUGAAAAAAGCGCCUGAAGCAGCAGCAGAAGGGGGCAAAAAAACAAGUUGCCUGGUGAGCCAAUCACAGCGCAGCGAUCCGGACGAGCGGCCCAGGGUUUCCAUGGAAACACCGGCAUGUGAAAAGUCUUUGGAGGAGAACAAGGACAGCAUGGUGGUGGAGGUGCUUCACAUGUACAACGCUCAGCAGGAAAAGCUGCAGUCCACAAUACGCAAGCAACAGCAGCUGGAAAAGGAGCUGCAGACUCUGCGCAAGGCCGAUGCAGACGAGCUGGGGGAGGUGCAGAUGGAGCUGCAGACAGAGCAUGCUCAGAAGAAGGAGGUGGAGCAGGAGGAGCAGAAGAGGCUUCAGUGCAGUGUGGAGCAGCAGCAGAGCUGUAGGUGUAGAGAACAGCAGGAGAACCGUUACGCUGCACAGUUGUUGGAGCUGCGCCAGAGGUUGGACCGUGCUGAGGAGGACCGUGAGGAGCUGCAGGAGGAGCUGAGACGUGAGCGAGAGGCUCGGGAGAAGCUGGAGAGGAUCAUAUCUGAGCUCAGACAGCAGAUGAAGGAGUCGGUUCCUCCGUCAGCACUCGACAGCCCGCUCUCCAACUCAUCCAGUGACAUCCUGAUGUCUCCUGCGCCGUAACAUCCCUAUUAUUUUAUUACACAUAACCAUUUCACAUUUCCAGACAAUUCCUCAAGAAUGUUACGUUUUCUGCAGCACACGUCAUUAUUUCGUCUAGACAAAUGUAAACAAAACCAAACAAAAAAAGUAUCUCCUGGAUUUUUUUUGUGAUUAAAAGCAUUACCUGCUUUUUACGUCACUUUUUUUGAGUAUGCAAAUUUUCAUGCAUGUAUAUGAACCUGAGUGUGUGUGUGUGUGUGUGUGUGUGUGUGUGUGUGUGUGUGUGUGUGUGUGUGUGUAAAAACUUCUCACAGUUUAAUUCUCAGCGUUGAUUAUUAUCCCGUGCGCUGACUACUGUUAGAAAAAAAAAAGAUUUCAUUUCUUUUAAAAGAUGUAACGUGCUAAUGUUUAUUAAAAUAAAGUAUUUAUUACAUUGUUUUAUUGCUAGAUGUUAUUGUGAGCAAACCUUUAUUAAACAAAAUGAUAUGCUGAUAGGUAAAAGGUACGCAAAUGUUUAAUUUCAUGUUAUGGGAUAUUUUUGUGCCAUUUUUCCGACAUUCCACCUCUCGAUCUUCUUCUCUUUAUAUCAUAUUAGACCUUUUACUUUCUGCCCCUGUAAGCCAUGUACGCACAGUCUGAAUGUAAGAUAUCGUACGUAUGCAUGUGCGCUGAAUUAUAUAUGGAUUAUAUUAACUGAGUUUACACCAUGGUAUAAGUUUUUAAAAAGAAUUCUGUACAUAAACGUUUUGUAAAAUGUUGCGUUCUCGAUUCUCUGUGAUUAACUUUCUGUUUUAAAAUUUUUAACAAAUUUAACAUAAAAGCGGAGAACAUUAAAGGUCGGUCUUUAUCGUCAUUUGAUAGGAAACGAUAUUAAAGUGUGUGUGUUAUCAGUUUAGAUGAACAGGGUUUAUUAUACAGAAGUGAAGACGUUAGCGUGCGGCGAGAGCAGCGGGUCUCACAUCCACGCUGCGACUCUCCGUGACAAUCAGACAGAAGACUUAAAGGCGGAGCUGAUGACGUUGUUCCUACCUCAGAUGAAUGGUGUAUAAGCUGUGUAUCUGUUUUCAUACAGUGUGGACUGAUGGAGCGCUAAAAUUACCUCUGUGCUGUUUCUAUGCUGCUUUAUGAGCGAAGUGUUCUGGGCUUUUUCAUGUCAGCAGCUCAUCGACUGAUGCAUGUGGAAUAUAAAGAGAUUUCUUUCUUUCUUUCUUUCUUUCUUUCUUUCAUGUCGUCAUGUGUGCUGAUGUUUUCUUUGUGUCACUCUCACAGUUUUGUACGUCACUAGAAUUGAUUAGAUUAUAAUUUAUCCUUGAGAUUAACAAUAAAAAUACUCUAUUUAACUGA